GGCGUGGCUUAAAUGGAUGUAUGGGGUUUUGUGAUUUCCAUUAAGUUUUUCUGACGUUUUAUUGACAAGGAACGAGUGUUUAAAUGCAGCAACUUAAUAUGCUACAGGACAAGAAAAUACUAUUUCCGAGGACUCUUAACCAUUGAUGUCAGUCUACAGCGGAGUGGCGAAAAGAGGAAGAUGCCUGCAGCAGAAGAACCAACUUCCGGUAUGAACAGUGUUGUUGACAACAUCUGCAGACUUCCUCCAGAUCUGUUCACUGAAACGAGUCAGCAUAUUCUGGUUUACCUUCAAGGGCAUACAAGCGGAAUAGAUUCAGCUGAAAUUUCUCACAAAUUCCUGCAGGCUGGAGUCGGACUUAAUCAUGAAGCUCAACAAGAAAUUAUCCGAUUUCUUUUGUUAACAUUCAGGUCAGCAGGACAGAGGAACAUCUCCGCUGAUGAGCUGGUGUCAAAGCUGGAAGAAGGCAGUCUGAAGUGGUCCAAAGCCUCCCUUCAGGUUCUGCACAGGCUGUGGAGUGAACAGGGCGCCGCAGUCCACGCCCAGCAGGAGGUCCAAGCCGCGCUCCGCAUCGGUCAAGUGGUGGACGUGCAGUGGAGGCUGGGGAUGGCGGUGAGCUCAGACAUUUGCCGAUCUCUCAAUUCUCCGUACGUUACGCUGCUGCUGAAAAUUGCUGAACCCUCUGGACUGAUCUGUCAGAAGUCCUUUGAGAUGAGUGUUCCACAGUUUCAGAACUUCCACAAGCAGUUUAAGGAGAUGGCUGCUCUGAUGGAGACUGUAUGAGGAUCAGCCACCACCUGUUUUAAACACAACCAUGAACUGCAUGAACAAGCUAACACAAGGAUUCCUCUCCAAUGAUCUCAAAAUUACUAUAAAUAAUUGUUUAUCUGCACACACGUCCUAUUAAUAUAUUUGAAAAUAACCGUCUUCAAAAUAAAUACCUAGAGUUAAAUACCUUCUUUUCAGUAUUUUUGCAGGUACUUAUAAUUUCAAAUGAGUUUUGCACAGAUGUCAGAAGGAUCCAACUUAUUAACUUCCUAUAUAAAAAACAAGCAACCAUUCUUUCUAUUAAAAAGACCAAAAAAAAGUGUUUUCUUUUAUUUCCCCCCCAAACAGAAAAAAAGAUUGUAGACUCGGGGAGAGCUGGCAUUUCAGUAUCUGGGCACCUACAACCUGGAAUUUACUGCAAAGAACAAUUUAAAUCACACAGCUCACAACUCUGUUGCUACUCUAAAAUAAAAUCACUAACAUGUUUUUAAAUUGUA
Molecule: messenger RNA, 1265 nt
Organism: Oryzias latipes (Japanese medaka)
Lineage: Eukaryota; Metazoa; Chordata; Actinopteri; Beloniformes; Adrianichthyidae
Gene: commd6
Product: COMM domain containing 6
Molecular function (GO): NF-kappaB binding
Source: RefSeq, a predicted model, not a curated record